GAAAUUAUUAGCGAGACUGAGUGCAAGCGCAGGGUAUACGACCCAUACAGGAACCGUCAUACUUGUUAUUUAUGCACUAUUCUGGCUGCAGCGUCAUUGACGGCUGCAUUUACGGUAGCAAAGCACGCUUCAUUAGCCAUAGCUGCCAGUCGGACUUUCACACAGAAAAAUGCUGCUCGGACGGUGCUACCAACGGUGAAUUGUGGAUGACCAAGUAGCUUCCUGUUUUAUUGCUGCGGGUGGAGAGCUCAACCUAUGAUUAUUAAUAUUCUCAUUUUGGAUUAGGCCCCUCUAUCUUGCACAACUGUAGGCGUGGUACUCCCGUUUGUUCGGGCUUUCGAGGAGAACUACCUAGAAAGCUUGAAAUUUUCACUGUUGUCGAGGGCCUAAGGAAUGCAUGCUACACUAAACUUUAUUGCGCGUCCAUCUUAAUGGAAUACUCUGCUUUUAGCCGAAGAAGAGCCAAGCAGUGAGAACAAGCGGUGGGGAUUGGAAAAGAAAGGCACGUCUGCUGUUCCCAAGAAAAAUGUUAAAGGAAAUUGCAUUAAUUAAGCAACGACAUAUUUUUGUCUUAAGAAACUUAAAACGGCUGAAUUGUUUGCACUACGAGCAAUAUUUUGCGAAUCAUAAAGGAGACAAAACCAAGCCGACUUCUGCAUCGCCAUCUUCUUUUCAAGUUCAUAUCAAAAGGAGUAGUUGAUGCGGGUGUUGCGCUCUAUUUUUGCAUAAAGUUUGAAUUUUUAAAAACUUGAAGCAGCUUGAUAAAGCAAGAUUUAUUCUCCCUCGAGUUUACAUUAUGGAGCUUUUGCUCAGCACCGUGAUGCACUCAGGACUCCCGUGACGCUGGAGAUGAUUGCUGAGAAAGUAGAUACAGGCGGCUAUUCAGCCAUGACCUGAUGAUUGCUGACUUUGAGCUUAUGUUUUGCAAUUCAAAAAAUUAUACGCCAAAAGCUCUCCAAUUCAAAAACAAAUUUCGGAGCUUAUAAUUUUUUUUCGCCGAACUCUCCGAGAACAAACCGAAAAACUUCUGAUCUCCCUCUUUAUAUGGAUCACUCCUUGCCUAGUGCAGUGCCAUUGAUACCCCCUUCUUAGGAAAUUAUGGGUAGCUUGUGGACGCGCGUACCCAGGGACGUUUCCCCUCUUCCCACCGUUGCCCCCUUGCCCCCUCAGUUUACGUGUUUAGCGAUAAGAAAUGUCUACGAGUUGGUUGUCAUACGGUGUCUAUGCAACAUUAACCGGUCGUGCGGAGGUCUACUGGAUUUUUACUCGCUUUGUCUAGUCUGGCAACACAUUUCAUGCAUGAAGUGCGCCACACCGGUACCCACGGUAGACUUCUACUGCGAGCGCUGUGUACCCCGAAGAUUCACUUAUAACACUUCUGUUGCGCCACCUCAUCAGCCCGCAAAUAACGAGGAACACUUCCGAUGCAUAAAGUUUGGGGUUCUCUCUACAGUCGAGGCCAAAUGACUCCUUAGCAGCGCUCGCAUGGCCCACCCGCCGCUGCUACGGCUGGUGACUGUGUUUUGGUCAAGAGUCCACGCAGUUCCGGCAAAGCCUUCUGCCUCGCCCAGCACGUCUCUAUUGUCCGUAUUGAGGACAUAAGGCUUAACCAUUUAGACGAGCAGUACUAUUUUCUGGGCUACUUCCACGUGAGGCCUUGAGAAGUGUGCCAUUCCAGCAAGAAAAAGUUUUAUCGGCAAAAAGUCUUAAAAACUAAUAACCGUGCUAGAAUGAGUUUCGAUCAAACAGUUCGCAAGUGCACCGUUUUAUAUAAAAUAAGCUUUACGAAAGUUGAUGUCGUCGCUUGCGCAGGAUUAAAAACGAAAACCACUUUAUCCUAAAAAAAUGGGUACAAAUCCUUUUUAAAAAUGAUCACCAUAAAACCCAAUGGUAAGGGGCUCUCGAGCCCCUGCUGACAGGACUACGACAUCUUUAGGCUUUUCCCGGGAAAAGCGAAUCCUUUCCGCGAGCAUUAACCUGAGUAGUAGUGCAUUUUAUAGAACUCAUAAAAGUAACCGUUGCUUGAGCUAUAACGAAAUUCAUGGCAAUAGACUUUUAGAUAAGGAUGAGCCUUUAGAAUCGGCCGCAGGUUCAAGAGAGCGCAACAGCUUUGCACAGUUACCUUUUAAAAGUAAAUGUGAACUGGCUACGUUUAAAGACGAAGCAGUGACUCCAGCAAGCGAGGAAUUUCUAGCGAAGCUGUCCUUGUAUGGUGGAAAGCGUGCGAACUUGAAGCGCGAGAUCAGGCCUCUCGUGGAAGCGGCUGUUAAACGAAAUAUAAGUGCAGAUCAUCCAAGGCAGUUUUGAUAUCGU
Molecule: messenger RNA, 2313 nt
Organism: Zophobas morio
Lineage: Eukaryota; Metazoa; Arthropoda; Insecta; Coleoptera; Tenebrionidae
Product: histone-lysine N-methyltransferase ASH1L-like
Exons: 19
Coding region: 1099-1467 (122 amino acids)
Source: RefSeq, a predicted model, not a curated record